AUGGCAGUUGGUAAGAAUAAAAGAUUAUCUAAAGGUAAAAAAGGUUUAAAAAAGAAGGUUGUUGACCCAUUCACCAGAAAAGAUUGGUUUGACAUUAAAGCCCCAUCAACUUUUGAAAACAGAAACGUUGGUAAGACUUUAAUCAACAAAUCCACUGGUUUAAAAAAUGCUGCUGAUGGUUUAAAAGGUAGAGUUGUUGAAGUUUCAUUAGCUGAUUUACAAGGAUCAGAAGAUCACUCUUACAGAAACAUUAAAUUAAGAGUUGAUGAAGUUCAAGGUAAAAAUUUAUUAACCAACUUCCACGGUAUGAACUUUACUUCUGAUAAAUUAAGAUCAUUAGUUAGAAAAUGGCAAUCAUUAGUUGAAGCUAAUGUUACUGUUAAAACUGCUGAUGAUUACGUUUUAAGAGUUUUCGCUAUUGCUUUCACUAAAAGACAACAAAACCAAAUCAAAAAGACUACUUAUGCUCAAUCUUCCAAAUUGAAAGAAAUCAGAAAGAAAAUGAUGGAAAUCAUGCAAAGAGAAGUUUCAAAUGUUACUUUAGCUCAAUUAACUUCCAAAUUAAUCCCAGAAGUUAUUGGUAGAGAAAUUGAAAAAUCAACUCAAACUAUUUAUCCUUUACAAAAUGUUCAUAUUAGAAAAGUUAAAUUAUUAAAACAACCAAAAUUCGAUUUAGGUGCUUUAAUGGCUUUACACGGUGAAGGUUCAGUUGAAGAAAAAGGUAAGAAAGUUUCCAAAGGUGGUUUCAAAGAUGUUGUCUUGGAAUCUGUUUAA
Messenger RNA from Yamadazyma jaroonii, 774 nucleotides. The record is from the annotation of a GenBank genome assembly. NCBI's taxonomy places the organism in Eukaryota, Fungi, Ascomycota, Pichiomycetes, Serinales, Debaryomycetaceae.